Heterotrigona itama is the source of this 1464-nucleotide messenger RNA. The record is from the annotation of a GenBank genome assembly. Lineage: Eukaryota; Metazoa; Arthropoda; Insecta; Hymenoptera; Apidae.
UUGCGUGUAACUACUACGUUAAUAGAUUAAUUGGAAUGCAUCGCAACCGGUAGAUUGCCUGGUCAAAAUGUAUCGACAGUUGUCGAAAUCUUAGGAUGAAGAACACGGCUCUGACAGUACUUUUUUACUCGUGUCUCAAACUAUUUGCGGAAGUGCGUUCUAAUACGAGAAAUCAGGCCUCCAUCGAAACAAGGUCUGCCAGUGAUAGUGGACUUUAAUAUCUUUGUAGCCGAUAUCAAUUCGAUAAAUGUGGAGGAUAUGGACUUUCGAGUGGACAUGUUUGUUCGUCAAAGUUGGAUCGAGUCUCGACUAGAUAUGCCAGAGAACAUCUUCGAGGAAGGCGACGAUUAUGUCACGCUACCUCCCGAAUUCUUCGACAGUUUAUGGCAGCCAGAUCCAUACUUUUUGAACGCAAAAGUCUCGGAAAUUGCGGCGUUAAAUCACAAAUUCUCCUCCGUUACGUUGUACAGAAACAAAACGGUGAAAUAUUCGGCACGGAUGCAUGCCAUUAUCGCUUGUCAAAUGGAAUUUCAACUCUACCCAAUGGACAUUCAAAUAUGCCCAAUCUACAUAGAGAGUUGUAAAUUACUGCAGACUCUAAUAGAUUACUCUUACUCUUGUAACCGUAACGUUCCGCAAGUCACCGAUUAUCAUCCAUUUUUACCCGUCGAUCGCAAACUCGACAGCAGAUUCACGGCAUUAACUUGGAAAACUGCUAUACUCGCGAUACAAUGGGGAGUGGGUGCAGUGACGGUGAAUCCAGAGCUAAAGCUUCUACAAUACGACAUCGGGAAGCCGAUGGUUGCCGCAGAGACAGUCGACUAUAUGGUGGAGAAAAGUGGGAAUUUUUCACGACUGGUGGUGUUCUUCCGAUUCGAAAGACAGAUUGGUCAUCACCUGAUACAGACCUUUGCACCGUCCACGUUGGUAGUCAUGCUGUCUUGGUUUAGCUUCUGGUUGGGAUUAGACGCGAUACCUGGUCGCGUAGCUCUUUUAGUAACCAGUAUGCUAACUUUGGUUACUAUGUUUACUGGUCUAAAAAGCGAUAUUCCACCGGUCGCUUACGUGAAAGCAUUAGAUGUUUGGAUGGCAGGCUGUAUGAUGUUUGUGUUCGCUGCUCUUGGUGAAUUCGUCGUGGUAAAAGUACUCGACUUGCGGUAUCAGUUGGAGUAUGAUUUCCAGUCGUCAAUAUUCCGACAUCACUCAACACGUGUAAUUGCCAUGGAAAAGGGUCAAAGCAUCUGGGAUUAUGACUCAACGUAUGUACCAAAGACGAGAAAUAAAAGAGCUGGUAGCAAGCAUCUUUUACAAAAUGCGUGGUUAGAUCCUGAAUAUCCGAUAAUACGUGUGUACAAAACACGAUCGCAAAAAAUUGACACUUACAGUAGAGUAGGUUUCCCUAUACUAUUUAUGCUGUUCAUCGUUUUAUAUUGGCCGAUACUUUUGCUCAAGAAAGCGGCAUAA